AUGGGAUGGAUUCCAAAGGUAUUUGUAUCCGUAGAUGUAGCGCAAGGUGACCACUUUCACUGUCGGCAGGGUAUCUCCAAUGUCAAUUCGUAA
Echinococcus granulosus is the source of this 93-nucleotide messenger RNA. RefSeq lists its product as hypothetical. The record is from RefSeq and is a predicted model, not a curated record. Bases 1 to 93 code for a protein of 30 amino acids. NCBI's taxonomy places the organism in Eukaryota, Metazoa, Platyhelminthes, Cestoda, Cyclophyllidea, Taeniidae. The transcript has 2 exons.